AUGCCAUCGAUGCGACCCUACGAAGAUCAGGGUCCUACUAUCCUCGCGAGCACGCUAACCGUCACCGUCGUGGCCGUGCUCACGACGAUUGCGAGGUUCUAUGUCCGAGUUAAGAUGAUCAGGAAUGUUGGUUGGGACGACUAUGUGAUGCUGUUGGCUAUGACAUUGUGCAUUGCUGGCCAAUGCCUUGUUAUACCGCAAGUUCAUAUGGGGGCGGGAAAACACAUCGAUUACAUCAAGAAGGAAGACUCCGUAGCCGCUUUGAGGUUGAACCUCAUUUCGCAGCCGAUCUUCCUGUUCGCCAUAUGUUUUGUCAAGGUCUCUGUGGGGUUCUUUCUCCUUCGGAUUGCGGUCGGACGGUUAUACAGGCGCUUGAUUAUCGGCAUCAUGGUAUUUAUGAUAGUUUACACCAUCGGCUGCGCCCUUACAGUCGUCACACAAUGCCAACCCCUAAGUCUCAUGUGGGAUCAAAGCGUCAAAGGCACAUGCUGGACCAUCCAGACAAGACAAGCCCUCGGCUUCCUGAACAUCGUACUGAACAUCAUCACCGACAUUGCAUUCUCAGUGGGGAUACCAAUUCCCAUGCUGUGGGGCGUGCAAAUGAACCGCCGUCACAAAGCGUCCCUCAUCUGUAUCCUCGGCCUUGGUACAUUCGCUACAGUCGCCGCUUUGGUCAAGCUAUCCUACCUCCCUCACUACGGGCGGGAAGGCGACCUCCUCUGGGACUCGCGCGACAUGACCAUCUGGACCGUUGUCGAAUGCAACGUCGGUAUCGUCGCCGGUAACCUGCCCUGCCUCAAACCGCUCUUUCGAUCCAUCCUCGUGUCCACAUACGGCAGCGGCUCCCGCAAGAACUCGCAACCGCGAUACUUUUCAGAUGCAUACGGAAAAGGCACAAAGCAGCGCUCUGCGGUCAAAAGCUACGGUCCUCUCUCAUCGAACAAAACGUCGGAGGGCGAUUAUGCAGGUCAUGGCGCUGCUGGCAAGUCCUACAUGCUCACGACAAUCGAUGCGGCGACCAAGCAAGGUGGAGAUCUAAGCAGGAGUCCAUCCGAGGGAAGCUCAAGGAGCGGGGAACGGGGGAGCACGGAGAGCGACACGAGGCUACACAGCAAAGCACAUGGAAGUGGCGGCAUGGGCAACAUCACAGUGACGACAAAGGUAGAUGUGACUGAGUCGAUGCAUUCACAUGACAUCUACGAGAGCGGGCGGACAUAUCAACAGAGACCACAAGCGAAGGAGAUGGUGUGA
Messenger RNA from Alternaria ventricosa, 1251 nucleotides. RefSeq lists its product as uncharacterized. The transcript is spliced from 5 exons. The record is from RefSeq and is a predicted model, not a curated record. NCBI's taxonomy places the organism in Eukaryota, Fungi, Ascomycota, Dothideomycetes, Pleosporales, Pleosporaceae. The coding region runs from base 1 to 1251 and encodes 416 amino acids.